Molecule: messenger RNA, 1469 nt
Organism: Clunio marinus
Lineage: Eukaryota; Metazoa; Arthropoda; Insecta; Diptera; Chironomidae
Source: the annotation of a GenBank genome assembly
UAAGAUUAUUUAUUUGGUAAAAAUGAAGAUUUUAAAUUCGAUGGAAAGCCUGGAUUUAUGUUGCUAGGAGACGAAACCUUUUCAUAAGAGUUACACAUUUUAGCAACGUAUUUGAAUGAAAGUUUAUGCUCAAUUUCUAUUUAUGAUUAAUUAAAUUUCUAUUGCUAUUGUUUCAUUUCAGAAUGUAUUCAUCUAUCGAAGCACCAUCAUCAAUUUCAUCCGAUUUAAAUCAUAAACAAUUUCGAUAUCAUUCAAAUGCCUUUAACGUACACCCAACUGCCAACACGACAAAAACAACAGCCGGAGCAGCAGGAACAUUGGCCCCUAUAUCAAAAGGAAGUACCAAAUCAGUUAUAAGGCCAUCAACUGAUGCUCAUAUCAAGCAGCAGACGUCAUCAAAUUUCAAUAACAAUAGCUAUAGGAAUAAAUUCUCUUACGGUGCCUAUGAUUCGACUUGUAGUAAUAACAAUAUCGAAAAUGUUAAACAUAACAUUAGGACGACAAUGUUUAAUGAAAAAAUUAUACCCCGUGGGCCUUACUUACAAUACAAAAUGAGUGAAAACGACAAUAAGAGUAAUUACAUGCAGCCGAAUUACUACCACAAAACACCAUCAAAUGGCAGCGGAAAUGGAAAUGUGGAGGCGCUUAAAGAAGAAUUUGAUGGGCGGGGAAUUUUACCGCGUGCCAAAAUUACAAGCAAUUCGGUUUUAGAAAAAUCGGGUGUUGAUUACAAUUUGCGAACACAAACGAUCGGACGUUAUCGCCCUGUACAACCAACAGCAACAACCACAGCAAAUAUUCAAUUGAAGAAAGCGAUUCUUUACGAGAAUGCUGUUCAUUUGAACAAUGAAAAUCCUCACAACUCUUUGCGACAACAAAAUGCUUUCUCUUGUCAUACGCUGCCAGUUACGCGACGAGAAAACCAACAAAAAGAAAUGAUGAGUGUUCGUUCUGGGAACAGCUUGAAUUACAUCACACUCGAAAGUGCUUUGAAUGUUAAAAUUUUUCAUCAACUUACUCCAACACAAGGAUGGGCAAUGUUAUGUCAAUCGGUUCAAGCCCUACAAGAUUUGUUUUUAUCAGAAACUCCAUCAAUCAAUCGAGUUCUACCUGUUAUAACACCAAGAAAUUUUUUAUUAACCACAAGAGGUCGAGUCGUGUAUGGAUUAUUGACAAUCGAUAACUAUAACGAAUAUAUGAGUGAAUAUCUCUCAGAAGAAUUCAAGAAGACGAUGGCAGGAAAGAUUCUAAACUACAACGAAGCAGAUGUUGAAAAGAUGUGGAUUUAUUCGCUUGGAAAAACUCUAAUGAAGACAAUGCCGACAAUUCUUCCACAAGAAGGAAGUGAACUUUCAGUGCAACAACAACACCACAGCUCAAUUGUGUUGCAGGCAACAAUUUGGAAAAUGUGCAAGAGUGUCGAAGAGCGAGCAUCGUUAAUGUUCUUGUUGAAUUUCAAGCGAGCGUAA